Perkinsus marinus ATCC 50983 is the source of this 756-nucleotide messenger RNA. RefSeq lists its product as hypothetical. The record is from RefSeq and is a predicted model, not a curated record. NCBI's taxonomy places the organism in Eukaryota, Perkinsozoa, Perkinsida, Perkinsidae. Bases 1 to 756 code for a protein of 251 amino acids. The transcript is spliced from 6 exons.
AUGUACUUCGUGAAUUCUUUCCUGUUCUCUAUUGUUUUUGGGGAGAUUUGGAAACGACUUUCGGUUUCGGACGUGAAGGGGGAGUUCAAACUGAGGAGGGUGAUAGCUAAGGGAGGGUAUAAUGAAGCCUUUUCGGAGGAUGAAAGCUUCGUGAAUGAUGAUGAUUAUGAAGAGGAGGAAGAGGAGGAGGAGAGUUUUAUAAACGACGACACUUCAAAUGAGGAGGAGAGUGAGGAGGGUUCGGACGGAGGAGUCGUGGCCCGAUAUAAUUUGAUUAAUGAGAAGAUGGAUGAGGAACGGCAGAAAAAACGGCAGUCGGCUGGUCUUACGGCGUUCCAUGAGUAUCUUGAAUUCCUCACGGUCUCUAUGUGCGAGCCGGAUGCUGAAAUGAAUGAGAAAUACGCGGCCUCGGUUAAGCGUAUUGAAGGGGAGCUGGAGCAGGCUAGAUCGGCUAGGAGCACUACAGCUUGGGAUGCUCAUGGAGGUCGCUAUCGUCGUGGACUGGAUUUGUAUCCGGAUUUAAUCUCAAGACCUACGCAGAUAAAUGAGGAGAGCACGAGACUGCUGAGGAGGUGCAGAGGGAGACUGUUGUUUGGCGUGCAAUCGACGACGAUGGAAGUUGGAUGCACGCCUGAAUGGGAGAAUGUGCGACUCGAGGAGGGUCUGGGACGGAGAUAUCAGAUAGUAAGCAGCUCAGUGAUGACUAUGGUCGUCGAUUUGACUAUGGCCACAGUUGGUACCGAUCCUAUGGAAUGA